Armigeres subalbatus is the source of this 449-nucleotide messenger RNA. RefSeq names its product glycine-rich protein-like. NCBI's taxonomy places the organism in Eukaryota, Metazoa, Arthropoda, Insecta, Diptera, Culicidae. The transcript has 2 exons. Bases 51 to 404 code for a protein of 117 amino acids. The record is from RefSeq and is a predicted model, not a curated record.
UAACUAGUUUUGCUGACGUGUGACAAAACUCACAAACCUAAAAAACAGCAAUGAAGGUCGUCAAUGCUAUCCUAGCUCUGGUUCUGGCCAUCUGCGCCAAUGCAUCUCCUUCGCCAUAUGUGCAAGAUGUCGUAACCUACUCCAACCCGUGGCCCCUGAAGACCAGCACGGUUUGGCCCGCAUACGGUGGAUUGUACGGUGGCAAGGUCGCUGUGGUCCCAGAUGUUGCUUAUGGAAAAUACGCCUACCCGAACGUUUAUGGAAGCUGGCCUGUGUAUGGCAAGAACUGGGGAUACUCCGCGCCAGUUGUCACUGUUGGUGCCAAAGUUGUGGACAAUGGUCUGUGGAACUAUGGCGGCUAUGGACAUGGAUACGGACUGGGAAAUAACAAGUAUUGGUAUUAAAUAUUAUAUGAAAUCGAUUGUCGAAUAAACAAAUAGUAACUUGUA